GAGGGGAGAGUUGAGAGAGAGAAGGGAGGAGGCGGACAUUCUGUAGCAGCAGGUUUGUGAGCGCAGAAGCCGGGGGAGGAAUCGGAGCGAGAGAAACAGUGUGGCUGCAGUGAGGAAGGAGAGACACAUACAGAGAGAGGACAGAGAGACAGAGAGAACGGCCUCACCUUUUUGCUGACCCAUGAAAGAAGCCAUGCCGGUCCUCUCAGCAGGCACAGGCCUGCACGAGACUCUGGCCCUUCUGACAUCCCAGCUGCGUCCUGAUGCCAACCACAAGGAGGAUAUGGUCUUCCUCAAAGACGUCUUCAGUGAGAAAAGCCUGGGCUACCUCAUGAAGAUCCAUGAGAAGCUGAGACAGUACGAGCGCCAGAGUCCUACACCUGUCCUUCACAGCGCCGCGUCCUUGGCUGAGGAUGUGGCAGAGGAGCUGCAGAGUGGACCAAUGAGUGUUGAGGAGAAGGAACUCCUACAGCUGUUGACGUCCCCCCAUCUCAAGGCAGUUUUGUCAGUUCAUGACACGGUUGCCCAGAAGAACUUUGACCCCGUGUUGCCACCACUGCCUGACGACUUCGAGGACGAGCUGGAGGAGGAGUCAGUGAAGAUUGUCAGACUGGUCAAGAACAAGGAACCACUGGGGGCCACCAUCAGACGGGAUGAGACCACAGGGUCUGUGAUCGUGGCCCGCAUCAUGAGGGGCGGGGCUGCAGACCGGAGUGGACUGGUCCAUGUAGGAGACGAGCUACGGGAGGUCAACGGCAUCUCCAUCAUUCACAAGAGGCCUGAUGAGAUCAGUCAGCUUCUGUCCCAGUCUCAGGGCUCCAUCACCCUGAAGAUAAUCCCAGCCGUUAAGGAGGAGGACCGUCUGAAGGAGAGCAAGGUCUACAUGAGGGCCCUGUUUGACUACAUCCCUGCUGAUGACAAGGCCACGCCCUGUCAGGAGGCGGGACUUCCCUUCAAGCGAGGUGACAUCCUGCAGGUGGUAACCCAGGACGACCCCACCUGGUGGCAGGCCAAACGGGUGGGCGACAGCAACCUCCGGGCUGGACUCAUCCCCUCCAAACUCUUCCAGGAGAGACGGCUGGCUUACCGGAUAAAAACUGGCACACUUCCGAACCCUAAAUCCCCUAAAAAUCCUACCUAUGACCAGGGAUGUGACAACGAGGACUGUGAUUGUGAGGGCUAUUUCAAUGGACAGUACAUAGUCUCUCCUAAGUGUAAAGCAGUGGCGCCCUCCUGUGGCCAGGUGUUUUCCUGGGAAUUUUAUUCAGCGGGUCUGAGGAGGAGUUUCCGUCUGAGCCGAAAGGACCGGUCAGGAUCCCUCGGAGGAGGGGCCACCUCCGACCCCACCGACCCAGACUUUGCCACCUACGAGGAGGUGACUCGCUACCAGCACCGGCCCAACGAGAGACCCCGCCUGGUGGUUCUGAUCGGCUCCCUGGGAGCUCGUAUCAAUGAGCUGAAACAGAAGGUGAUAGCAGAGAACCCACACCGCUAUGCUGUGGCCGUACCGCAUACCACCAGGCCCAAGAAGCCUCAUGAGAAAGAGGGGUUGGAAUACCACUUUGUCACCAAACAGGCGUUUGACGCAGACGCUCUGAGCAACAAGUUCAUAGAGCAUGGGGAGUACAAGGAGAACCAGUAUGGUACCAGUAUAGAGGCUAUCCGCUCUGUACAGGCCAAAAACAAGAUGUGCCUAGUGGACGUGCAGCCAGAGGCUCUGAAGACACUGCGGACAUCUGAGUUCAGGCCCUAUGUCAUCUUCGUCAAGCCGCGUGUCCCGGAGAGCAGACGCCGUCGUAGUGCUGCCACUUCACCAGCAGGGGGAGAUCAUGGGCGAGUGACGGAUGAGGACCUGCAGGAAAUGCGUCAGUCAGCCAAGCAGAUGGACCAGCAGUAUGGCCACCUGGUCGACCGGGUCCUAAUCAAGGAGGACUCAGCCAGCGCCUGCACAGAACUCCGAGGCAUUCUGGAGCGGCUGGAGCGUGAGACCUUCUGGGUGCCCCUCUGCUGGGUGCGGACCUAACCCCCCUCUCCCCAACCUCCAGAGGGGGGAUCACAGCCCCCCAGCCCUUCCUCCAGCAGGACCCCUACCCAAUCCCUUUUCUGAUCUCCUGGACCCCUUGGCUCCAUGGGCCAGCCUGUAGGGUGUGGAAGACACUGCCCCAAACCCUGGCCUGAUACCGGGCCAGCCACACACUGGCACUAGGGGAGAAGGGCAUGUGGCAAAACCCUUUGGAACAUUUCUGUGUUUGGAAUGUUCAAAGGGAAAGAUUGUUGUUCUGGCUACCCCCCCCCCCACCCCCCCACCCCCCCACACACACACACACACACACACUCCAUUGUUCAAAUUCAUGUUUUUCAUAUAUUUAUUCAAGUUGUUUUUUUUAUUAUUUAUGUCAGUCAGUCAGACAGACAGACAAACAUACAGGCAUCUUUAUCGUGGAACCAUGUGGAGUGUCAUCUGUAGCUUCCUUUGGCCCGCAGUGUCUAGUACUUGAGUUUCCCCUUAAUAUAAUAAUAUAUGCCAUUUAUCACACGCUUUUAUCCAAAGUGACUUACAGUCAAAAAACUCGUACAGGAGUCCUGCAGGAAAUCCUACACAAUUUCUUCACAAAGACAACAUGACUGUUUUGUAAGGUUUCCUCACCUAUUUCCGUUGCUCGUUGAUACAGUGCAUUCUGAGUGAGGCCUAGCCAUUGUUAUGUUGUUGAAACGUUAUCCAAAAGCCAAUCCACCUGCUUCCAUUAUACCUGGAGAAUGAGUAGAUAUGCAUACAUAGUACGAUUAACCAACCCUGUCAAUAGUACAGUAGGAUAUAUGUAAUGAUACAAAAAUAAAUAUAUUAUUUUAUAGUGCUUUAUUUUAUCAAUUAUUUUAUGAUUAGGACGACAACUUCAUUAUUUAAAUCGCAGAUGUAAAUAUUCUACAUGCAACUCCUACCGUGCCAACGAACGAUCUCGUAGCACUUCAAUGCAGCCUGCUGAACUUUGACCCUAAGUGUCUAAUCCUCAGUAUGAAUUACUUCAGUUCUGGGACUCUGGAUGUGUGGAUUUCAUGUACACACACACACAAGUGCACUAAAACAUGCUAUGCUCCUUUUUGUGUACCAGGGAAUGCACUUUGUAUAGCUGACAUCAGUCACAUGUUUAAGACACAGGUGCAGUGUGGGUAAUAGGGUUUUGAGGGGGGGGGGGUGUUCUAUGGUCCAUCUUGAUCAUCAGGGUCCUUGUUAAAUUGUUCUGUAUGAGUUUUUAUCUACAGGCGAGGACACUGAGAUUAGUGGUAUAUGGACACCUCCAAGUGUGAUUGUGGGUUCAAGCCGUCAUUAUAAAUGCACACAGAUGUGACGUGUUUCUUUGACGUUAUCGUGGUGUUUACAGAGGCAAUGUUAAAAGCCAUUUCAAGGUUACAAGGUAAUACACAAGAAAAACAAAAUGACUCAUGCUAGUCAAACUGUUGUCACUUGACUAAAGCAAUCAGCGCCGUUUGGUGAAACUCUACCUGUUCUCAGUCUGUAUAUUGGCUCUGCCGUUCUGACCUACUGGUGAUCUUCUAGAGACUCUGUAUUCUCUCUCUCUGUGGGUGUGGGUACGGACUUCAAGUCUUGUUUCAUGGUGCAGAACUGAAACGAUCAACAGGAGCUUCCAGAUCCUCCUUUCUCAUCUUGUUCUCUUUUUAACAUGCAAUGUGUUCUUUGAUCUUUUACUGUGCUAUGUAAAUUAAGAAAUCCAGAAUGUUGACUUUGUAACGUGUCAUGUGUAAAGUGCCGUUGUAAAACCAGAUGAACCACGUGCUACUUUGUGUAUGUUUUGUUAUAGUCAAAUCCUACCAGAUGUUGAAUUGGAUAAACCUAUUCUUUUGA
This is a messenger RNA of Salvelinus fontinalis (brook trout), 3862 nucleotides long. Its product is annotated as MAGUK p55 subfamily member 3-like. NCBI's taxonomy places the organism in Eukaryota, Metazoa, Chordata, Actinopteri, Salmoniformes, Salmonidae. The record is from RefSeq and is a predicted model, not a curated record. The transcript has 20 exons. Gene Ontology annotation, cellular component: plasma membrane; cell-cell junction. Bases 182 to 2023 code for a protein of 613 amino acids. Gene Ontology annotation, molecular function: protein binding.